Messenger RNA from Drosophila ananassae, 2324 nucleotides. RefSeq names its product RNA polymerase-associated protein RTF1 homolog. The coding region runs from base 261 to 1910 and encodes 549 amino acids. NCBI's taxonomy places the organism in Eukaryota, Metazoa, Arthropoda, Insecta, Diptera, Drosophilidae. The record is from RefSeq and is a predicted model, not a curated record. Gene Ontology annotation, molecular function: DNA binding; RNA polymerase II C-terminal domain phosphoserine binding. Gene Ontology annotation, cellular component: Cdc73/Paf1 complex. The transcript has 7 exons.
GCCUCAGCAAAAAUCAUUCCGAUUCCAGAUUUCAUAGCGAGAAGUACUAUUGGUAGGAAUAAAAAUAAAAUAAAUUGGCGAAAGUAUUCUGAAAUAAAUUUGUAAAAAAAAUUUGUGGAAAAAAACUUGGCGAGAGAAAUUGGCUUUUUGUUGAAAAAAGUUGUCCAAAACUUCAGAUUUGAUUAGCGUUUCUUGAAAAAUAUUUGUUUCUAAUAGUAAGUGAAAGGGACUUUGGAAAAAUUCGAAUUUUUGCUUACACUAUGAUGUCCAACUCGCCAAAACGCUUUCGCAAGCGCCUGUUGUCUCCGGCCGAGGACUUGGAAGAUGGCGAAAUAGCAGAGGUAUUAGAAGCCGUGAAAAUUCCUGAGGUUGAGCCUUUUAAUGAUGGCUACGAUGAUCAGUUCAUGGGCGAUGCGGAGGACCGCGCACGUCUUCAGGGCAUGAACGAACUGGAGAGGGAGAAGGAACUCUACCAGAGGAGCCUGCGACGCGAAGACAUGCAGCGCAAGUGGGACAUACGCUGCCAACUAGCUAAGGAGCGAGAACUAGCCGUUGGUGUUGAGGAGGAUGCUGGUAUGAAGGAGCGCUCCCUCAUCCGUCGUCACAUACUAGAUACCCAGCGUGCUGGGAAUAAAAGAGCGAAUGCCUUUGAACGCUUGAUGGCAAUUAGAAACAAUAAGAUAACCAGGGAGAAGUGGGCCGAGCCUGUUGUCGAUCAGCCGGAACAGUCUGUGCCGCUAAAGAAGAUUUCCAAAGUGAAGCUAAAGGCCACUGAUAUCUAUUCGGACGACUCGUCUAGUAGUCUGAGUGAUGCCAGGUCCAGGACGAUUGAGCCGAGCCCUGUCCUUAGUGCUAACAGCAGUGACCAGUCCGUGGUCACCAUCCGGGAGCAACUGAGCCGGGCCAUCUUGACCCGCGUUCAGCUGGAAAGCCUUCUGGACAAGCCUGUCUUUGAGAAGACGGUUGUCGAUUGCUUUGUACGUGUCAACAUCGGUUCCGAGGGUUCAGCCAACGCCAGCCGCAUCUACCAGAUAGUCGGUCUGCAGCAGGACAACAAGGACUACCAGCUGGGUGGCAAACGCACCAAUAUCGUCCUCCGUUUGCGCUACGGCGUCCAGGAGCGCCUUUCGUUAAUGGAUGUGGUGUCCAAUCAGCCAGUUACCAAGUACGAGUUUUAUAUGUGGAGUGGAACCUGGCAACGCGAUCUGAAGGCCUUGCCCCUGCUCUCCCAGAUAGCCAAGAAGCAGGAGGACAUCGCCAAUGCCAUGGAGUACUCCUACACGGAGGGUGAUGUGGAGAAGAUCAUCCAGUCCAAGCGCCAAGCCGCCCCGAAGCGUGUUACUUCGGCCUAUAAGAAAGUGUGUCUGAUCAUGGAACGUGACCAGGCUGUGGGUCUAAACGACAUGGAAAAGGUGAAACGCCUCGAAAAACAGAUCCAAGAGCUCGACGGCCCGUCUGGUGGUCAGUUGGAUAGCGCCAAAGAGCCUUCUCAUUCGCAGUCGCAGCCGCAGCUAGCCAGGAUUAGCGCCCACGUACCUCCCAUUUACUCUGCUCCACCCGCCUCCAAGAGAUGCCACGCCGAGCGACCUCCCAAAGCUGACGACUUCCAAUUAGAGCAGUAUAUGCGUCGUAAGUACAAGAAAAGCUCCGUAGUGAGCAGGAGUCGUGUGGAGGUCGAGGCGGAGGACUGGGGCGGGGAGCAGGAGGAGGAGGACGAUGAGGAGCCAAUGGUGCCCGAUCAUCAGCUAGCUGCGGCUGUGACUGCGAAACCAGAAGAGCUCAAGGACGUCCAGGAGGUGAUGCCAAAGGUGGAUCUGCACGUCUUGCACAAUUUCAAGGUGAACCUUAACACGUCAUCCUUAAUCCCCUUUAGUGCGAUCUUUAAAGAUCCCAAGUUUGGCAGUAAAUAACUAAAACGAAGUCUACAGUUCAUAUUUUUCCUCCCAGGCGAGGUCUUUUUUAUUGUUCUUGAUUUGGAUGUUGAAUUUCAUGCUUAGAAAAUACUAAGACCAAGCCACCUUAUGCACUCUACCCGGCACAAUUUCUUACUUUUCGUGUCAUUCAUACACUUCGUAAUAGCACCAGCUUAAGAAUGUCCUUAUAGGACACCCUUCUCCAUAAUUUCUUGUUUUUCACAUCACCCAACACUUCAAAAUGAAAGGACUUUGAGUUCAUUGAAACACUUGCUUUACAUAUUUGGAUUUUAAGCAUUCAUUUUUUAAGUUGGCUUGCAUUACUGUGAGCUCAGUCAAUUUGAUGUUUUUCAAUAAAAUAAGAUGGAUUUCUAUAACUUUCUUAGAAACCUCAAGGACUACAAUCUCGAA